AUGUCGCUUGAGAAUUUCUAUCUUGGCAAUCAAAAGUCUACCUAUUUCAAGAACUUGUCCUUGCAAAUACAUACCGAUAGAGCUGCCUCCAUUCGGGCGUUUACAGCCGCGCAAUUUCCGGAACUGAGAACUGUGAUCAUGGCCCCAACAGCACCCAAAAAACGCCCCUCCAUCCGGGCCAAAACCUCUAAUUCAGGCUCUGGCCUGAUCGCACGCCCUCCCCCCAAGCACCGCGAAGGCGCAGUCAUCUCCGACUCCUUCAUAAACAGCAAGAAAGACAAGCGCGUCAUCAAGCACUCCUCCUUCCUCAACCGCAUCGAAAAAGCCCACAAGAAACCACUGAAGCGCAGGCGACCUAGUAAGAAGCUUGUUACAACACUCGAGAGUCUCGCGGAUGCGCUGCCCGAUGUGGAGGAUCUUGUCAAGGAGAAUGACAGGGCUGCGAGUGGUGGUAAUGGGGGGAGUGGCAAGAUGACGAUGAAGAGUUUGAAGAGUAAACCCGGAGCAAGGAAACGGAAGGAGAAGUUGGAGAGGAUGGAGAGGGAGAGGUUUGGGAAGAACAUGGCAGUUAUUCUGGCUGGCGGGAAAGAGGAAGGGGAGAAGGUUCCGGAGGUUGCUAUGUCUGUCGACGAGGGAGGCGGUGCUGGAACUACUGCUGUUGCGACUGCGGCUCCUGUGUCGAAUCCAGCGGUGAACAGAUUCGCAGCUUUAAGGGCCUGGGUCAAUCAGAAUAUGGAGAAGCAUCCGGCGUUUGAGGAGAAGAAAUAGCGGCUGCAUCAGGGAACUGCAUACUCGACACAUUACGAGUUCUAAAGCGCACAGAUUUCGUCACGUUUGUGCCCCUCCAAAGGUAAGUCUUCAAUGGAAUGCUAUUGGCCUACCAUCAGCUAUAGCUGCCAGCAUUUGAAGCUCUCAAUAUUUUCGACUACGAGUCACGUUUUGACAAUCCAAAACUGCCUAUCUUCGGAUUCUUCUUGAAGGACAUUCCGCUGUCAUCAUCCAGCGCCUCGGGUGUCCCAGAGUCCGAACUCUCCAUAAUCUCCAGGUCGCACUUCUUUGCCAGAGAACCUUGCUUUCCAAAUCUUCUCCCAAUCUCCUUCUCUUUCACACCAGAAAGGAAUAGCAGAACAUGACUACGACAAUAUCAGUUUCCUCGGCAAACAGAUUGAGAAGCUGGUACGCAAAGGUGCAGCCUGGGCAUCAUGAAAUCACAGCUCCUAGUGAAUGUGACAGAAAGGAAGAAUGGGGCUGAGGAGAGAGAGAAUGCAUGUGAGAGAGCGAGCGCUGCAUCAGGGUUGUGAAAGCUGUCGCGAUUGGAGCGUGACAAGUACAUACUGUAUUUGCAUUACACUCCGGUCCACUACUCCCCUCGAUUCGACGUUGUCUCACGCAAACCAAAACAAGUCGGCUGUACCGAGUCCCUGACAUCAACACGUUCAAAGAAAACUCGACACCAAUCUUGCCCGAUUCGCUGACAUCAUCGGAUGCCAUACCGUCCAUCUCGCCUACGAGAACUGUUGUUGGUGUUGGUGACCAAACACCAAUAUGGUCAGACCAUUGUCGGCAGUCCACUUGGAGGACCGUUCAAACAUCGGACUCCAUCUCAUGCCUUCUGCACUGUAGCAUAUAAUGCGAUCCAAGGACGACUUCAGGACUAACAUCGCAUCUUGGUCCAUUUGAAAAGUUGCGCUGUUGUGUGACCAUUCGAUUAAACUUCUAACUGCUUCGGUUCUCAUGGACAGAAUCCAUAUCUUGCAGAAAAGGGAUGUGUAGAGAUGACUGUUCAGGUCACAAUGAAUCAGCUCACUACCCCGAAGCGUGGUGACAGAUCAGUAGCCAAUUUUAGUUCAGAAGUCAAAUAUCAGAAACAAAUAAAGAUUGGAACAGUUCAAGGAUUGUGGAGUUGAAAAGCGGAUAUCGUAUAGCAUUCCAAGUACGGGAAUUUUUCCUAUCCGUACGUAUCAAGUAUUUUCCGUUCUGUUGCUACAAGGGAGAGGCUCAUAAACGCCGCCGGGUUUCGUGCAGCUAGGUAUUUUCAUAUCCUGCUUGCAGGUUACAUUCCUGGCAUAACAAAAUAAAAUGUGCAUUGUGCUUGCAUCAAGCCGUCAGUUCAUCUCCACCUCCAUUUCCAUCUUGGUCUCCAUAUUUCUCUGACAGAUGAUCUCUCAUUUCCCCCCUAGUACUUGAUGUAUGUUGUCCGCUUCUUGUUGAAUGCCCGUUGGUCUUUCAGCCAUUGCCUGUAUCCUGCUACACUGGAAAUCUUUUCUCCGUAAUAAUCUAGAGAUUGAGUUAGUAUGCAAGUAAAAUUGCAAAGCUGAAGAAAAAUCUCGAGAACGUACCCGGUACAGGAUUUGCCAUGCUACUCGCCGAAGGAUCAACUCUGAAUCUUUUAAUCCUCCUAUAGAAUUCCUUCUCCUUUUCAGCCAUCUGGGUCCUGUAGUUUCUAUUCCUCCAAUUGAACACGCCCGUUCCAAGAAUUGGUCCUACCAACCAUCCCACACCUCCACACGUGAAUGUAAUCAAGCCCAGCGUGAUGAAUGGAUCAAGAGGAAUUUGCGACACUAAAGCAUCCAUAUCCGACAUAGUGAGAACUUGUGCUCCGCCGACAAACCCACCGAUUCCUGUGGUCACUGACGAUCCUAGUUGGUACCACCGGCGGGUCUUGCGAAGCUUGAAGAAUGUGUUCCAGUCGAGGAGGUCUGAACCAGGCGCCGAAGCUUCUGACGCCGUAGCUGUGGAUGAAGGGUGCGAAGUAGUAGCGGUUGAAGCAUGUCUGACCAUUGUCGAAGUAGGUCUGAAUGUGACAUUGCGUUUAGGGAGCUGCACUCGUCGUCUAGGAGCUGAUGGCGUGGUGCCUGUGCAUGUGGUGGUGCUCUGAUUUCUGCGGAGGGAAGGACUGCUCGUCGUGGGAUAUGUGCAAGGCGUGAAGAGGGUAGGCUGUAACCUGCAGCCGAUUGCUGCGGUCCGGAGUGUCGGUGUUGCUCCCAGCAUUUUGGUGAUGGCUUUUAGUGAGUGAGUG
Messenger RNA from Cadophora gregata, 3019 nucleotides. RefSeq lists its product as uncharacterized. Gene Ontology annotation, biological process: maturation of SSU-rRNA from tricistronic rRNA transcript (SSU-rRNA, 5.8S rRNA, LSU-rRNA). The coding region runs from base 1 to 768 and encodes 255 amino acids. The transcript has 3 exons. Lineage: Eukaryota; Fungi; Ascomycota; Leotiomycetes; Helotiales; Ploettnerulaceae. Gene Ontology annotation, cellular component: preribosome, small subunit precursor; 90S preribosome; nucleolus. The record is from RefSeq and is a predicted model, not a curated record.